CACCAGAAAAAGUGAUGUUUUUCCGCUGCUUGUAGAUCAGAAGGCUGGCUGUCUGCUGCUGGUAGCUAGCUGGGUCAUACAAGCACGCUGUUUUUCCGCGUGCUGGCUGUCCUCAAGGGGUAGUAUUUUUGCGUCUUUUUGCUGGUUGCCUGCCAGUUUCUGCACCUUGUUUUCUGGCUGCAGCGGAAAGCAUUUCUCAGCUGUUUACUCAUCCGUACUGCAAGGUGAUGUGCUGACAAUUGCGGAAGGCGUUAGUACGCAAGGGAGCUCGCUUGCUUGUUCUGUUUGGAAGAUAGGCUUGGUGCAUGCCAGCAUUUGCUGGUCGGGAGAAGCAUUGCUCUGGAAAAUCUUCAAAAAAGUUCCGCUAAUUCAAGAUGCAGUCAUGUAUGUCCUAUCCGGUCAGCCAAUUGAGGGUAUCCAUACCGAAACUCCCUCAACACGAUCCAACGUCUUCGCCUUCCUUCUUUUCGAGCUCUGCCAGCACUCGCACUUCUCUCAGAAGCUCGUUCGUCCAGACUUGGAGACAGGAUGCGAUGUCUCUGCGAUCGCCGCCUGUGCGACGCCAACAGUCGGUCUUUCGCGCGCUGGCUGCUGAUUCGCCGUCUCCUUCCUCAGGCAGCCGUUCUACAAACCGUUCUGCACACCAGAGUUCAGCCAACCCAGCCAACCCUAGACGCGGCUCAGUGACUCGGCGCGCAGCGGUGACCUCCGAGCCGACGCCGGAGUCUGGAGGGGAAGGGUCCAUGCGUCUUCCCUCCGCUGGAAGCCUAUUCAGAAAGAUCGCCUCGAGUAUCCCCUUGCCUCGCCAAACAAAUCCUCCUCAAACACCAUCCGCACCCUCUUCUUCAACUGCUGGCUCCUCGUCACCGUCGAUCGCAUCGGGAGAUUCCUCCGUCCCUCGUUCCGGCCUCAAGUCCUCGGCGGGUAUAAGGCCCCGGUCUAAGAGCGGCGGGGAUACGGAUCUGGACCCCAGCCGCGCGCUGCCGCUGCCCAUGACGUACCCAGACUCGAAGCCGCUUCCGUUAGAAACCGUGGAAGACAUGGUUCGAUGCGACCCUGAUACCCAGAACUGCAAGGAGGUGGUGUUUCAGUGGACGGGGAAGUGCACUCGGUGCAAUGGCGCAGGCUUCGUUUCAUUCCGAAGGAAGAAGGGGAAGGAUUUUUCAGGAAAAUGCAUCACGUGCCAUGGAAUAGGGUAUGUGAACAGAUUCACUGUGAGGGAUGACAUCCGUGUAAUGGAGGACCCGGACUAUCCUUGGAAUGAUGAAAGGCUGCGCUGAUGGAACAAGGGAUGCCAAUUGGAUGUACACUUCGUUGCCCACCAAAUUAUUUUGUUUGGAAGUGUCUAUGAUUUGAAGUUUCGGAACCUGCUUAAAUAUGGAAGAGA
Messenger RNA from Closterium sp. NIES-67, 1387 nucleotides. NCBI's taxonomy places the organism in Eukaryota, Viridiplantae, Streptophyta, Zygnematophyceae, Desmidiales, Closteriaceae. The record is from the annotation of a GenBank genome assembly.